Bombus pascuorum is the source of this 1221-nucleotide messenger RNA. RefSeq lists its product as uncharacterized. The transcript is spliced from 6 exons. Gene Ontology annotation, molecular function: DNA polymerase processivity factor activity. Bases 142 to 1101 code for a protein of 319 amino acids. Gene Ontology annotation, biological process: mitochondrial transcription; transcription elongation by mitochondrial RNA polymerase. The record is from RefSeq and is a predicted model, not a curated record. Gene Ontology annotation, cellular component: mitochondrial nucleoid. Lineage: Eukaryota; Metazoa; Arthropoda; Insecta; Hymenoptera; Apidae.
AGGAUGUUUAAUUAAAUAAUAGUAAUGGAAAAAAUAUAUUAAUUUGUAACUAUAUAUAAAUUUUUAGAUGAAGUUACGUUUUGUAGAAGUUGUGUUAAUGUGAACAAAAUAAUAUAAAAAUUGGGCAAAAUCUAACCAGUAAUGUUGAGAACAUCAUGUAAAUUAUUUUAUACAUUUAAAAUAAAAAAGAAUUUAUGGGUUCAACGAGCAACAUGUUCUACAGUGAUGAAAAGUAAUAUCGAAAAUAAUCCUCUGCACUUUCCAAAACACGAACUUAAAAUUUUACAACUAGUUAAUACAAGUAAACUGAACAAAUUAACACAAUUCAUAUCGGCAUCAUAUGCUGAAACAUUAAUAUCAAUGCGUACCAGCAAUGGACCUUAUAAAUCAUUAAAUGAUGUAUUAUUAAAGACUGAAAUAGAUGUUGAUAGUUGGAACAAGUUUUGUACUUCAGUCAUUAAGUAUCACACGAAGCAUAAAUGGAAGAAGUUCGUAAAACAUGAUAUAUACACAACGACAGCACAGAUGCCAGCAAAAAUAUUGGGUAUAAAUGUAGGACCCACUGCAAUAACUUGGACAUUAAUAGAUUGUAAUUUUAACGUGUUAGUUUGGGAUUCCAGAAUUUGGUGGAGUAACUCUUUGGAAUAUGAUAUAAUCAACUCUGUACCACUUCUUGUCCAACAAUUACCACUAUCUAAUUCUUAUGUGAUGGAAGAGCUUAAAGUUAAUAAAAAAUCACAUGCUUCAUUAAUAAUGCAAUAUCAGAUAGCCAAUUCUAUUGGAAGCUGUAUUAAAUUACUAAUAAAUCAAAGAACAAAUAAUUCGAAUUCAUCAACAGAUAUUCUGUACAUAUUAAAAUCUUUGACGACAGCGCGUUUUUUUAAUCUUCUGAUUGUAUCUGAAGUAAUUGCUACAGAGUGUAUUAUCGAACAAAUAUUAGAUGAUACCAAGAAAGAUAAUGAAUGGUUGCGGGACAUACGCGUAGGCUAUGAAUUAAAACAAAAAUAUAUGCAAAAAGAUGCAAUUGAAAGAGAACAGAUGGGCCGGUCUCUAUUGACAACUUUAGCUUGUUUACAUAUUAUUAGAAGUUGUAUAGUCUAAUUUCAUUAAUAAAAUUUGGUAUUGUUUGUUAAUUAAAAAUUUAUUUUAUACAAAAAAUGUAAAUAUCACAGAAAUUUGAAUAAGAAAACCAUUAGGUAUGAGAAUAAUAAAAAAUAGAAU